Messenger RNA from Cryptococcus wingfieldii CBS 7118, 828 nucleotides. RefSeq lists its product as hypothetical. The transcript is spliced from 3 exons. The record is from RefSeq and is a predicted model, not a curated record. NCBI's taxonomy places the organism in Eukaryota, Fungi, Basidiomycota, Tremellomycetes, Tremellales, Cryptococcaceae. Bases 1 to 828 code for a protein of 275 amino acids.
AUGAACGACCCUCUCUCCGCCCUAUCCGCACCUCCCCCUCGGUACCUCCUCGAAUCCGACUCUUCCGACGAAGAAGGACAAGGAGCUUACCCCGGGUCUGCCCCCGCUUCUCGACCCAAGAUCCAACUGGAUCAACCGCCUGCAACUGUUACUCUCCCCACCGGUGGAACAGUGGAGGGGACGGUGGUUGCUACCGGACAAGCUGGAAGGUUCUUAUUGAAGCAUCUCCCCGCUCCAACUGGGUCAGAGGGUGUAAUCAAGAUUGGUGAUGAGAAGGUCGGGGUCAUUCGAGCUUUUGAGAAGGAGCUGGUCGUUUUGGUGGACGAUGGCGAUCUCUCACACGAAAGUGUAUGGGCCAUUGCGAAGAAGCUCGUGGAAGACAUCCAAUCACCUCAAUGGACGACGUUAUCGUCGUACGUUCCCGCCAUGUACAUCGCCAAGGCCAAAUCCUCUCACCUUGACCCGCCUGUGCGGUUCAUCUCGUCCUCAUCGUCCCAAAAGACCGAGGUACAAGGGGCAGAGAGGUAUGACCCUCCGAACUUCAUUUCCGGGCUUGCUGGAGCUUUUUUGACCCUUUCUGCCCUGCCUACAACAUCCCUCCAAUCCACAACAGCCAUCCUUCUCCCCCUCCCCCUCUCCCGCCUCGCAAUUUCCCACCUCUCCACCCCUCUCUCUUCCUCCUCGUCGUCUAUUGCAUCCCUCCUCAAGGGUAAAAGGAGUCAGUGGACAGAUGAUGAUGAUGAGCCAUACUCUGCACCGGGGAUGGGACGGGUGAGAGGAGCUAGACAUGGGCAUGUUGCGGGGGAAGGUGUGGGGAUGUACACCUAG